Cantharellus anzutake is the source of this 1189-nucleotide messenger RNA. RefSeq lists its product as uncharacterized. Bases 99 to 818 code for a protein of 239 amino acids. The record is from RefSeq and is a predicted model, not a curated record. Lineage: Eukaryota; Fungi; Basidiomycota; Agaricomycetes; Cantharellales; Hydnaceae. The transcript has a single exon.
GUAUUGUAUUGCUCCUCAGCCCUGGGACGCUUUCAGAAGGUCCCAGAAAACAACUUGGGCUAAAAUCCGGAAUACACUAUCGGGAUCGGGAGUUGCGCAUGCAAAUCCUGGGCCCAUCGUGCAUUCCACUCUACCGUGUCCUUUGUGAUCAAAACUUCGAAACAGCAUUUCGAUCUUUGAUUCAAGGUACUCUCAUACCCUUUGUUUUCACUCACCCUCUAAACUUGUCAUCGGUUGUAGUCCAUCACAUGCUGUACAAAAGUGCUGGGAUCCUCCAUUGCAACCUCAACACAAGUAGUUUGAUGGUUUCCAAAGACUCGCUGACUUGUGGGAUCCUAUUGGAUCUUGACUUUGCGCUCCAGGUUCAGGAUGGAGAUGAAGCAUUGUUACCCGAGCCCACCCUUUCUGGCACCCUACCCUUCCUUUCCAUGGACCUUUUGACAACCACAGGACCCCCCCCUCCAAGGUUGUAUAGGCAUGAUCUUGAAUCCUUCUUCUACAUCCUUGGUUGGAUGCUUUGCCGCUACGAUGCAAGUGGAGAAUGUAAGCUACAGCAUCAGUUUGCGGUGUGGCAUAGAGGGCCUCUGGACGACAUCAUUUCGGCAAAAUGGAGGUUUAUGAGAGUACCCAGCCAUAUCCCAUCAGAGAGAUCUUCGCCUUCGCUACAGAAGUGGUUACGAAACUUGUGUAGGAUUUUCAACACCGGCUAUCAAGAGAAGGAUCGUGACUUGCAAAACCCACUCUUCAAUCAUGAAACGUUGGGGGGUUAUGUCACGUUUGACAGAUUCAUGGGUGCCGCUCGACAGAUGACCUCGUGAAUGUGCGCACCGAUAUCCUCCCACAUACUGAUGGACAAUACGCUCGAGUGUUAUACUCAUGAUAUUUCUCUCCGAUGUACAGUGGCAUGUAACUAGGUUUGCUGCGAGAAACCAAAGGAAAGUCUCAACGCGAGCAGUUGGGAAGGUCAUGCUUUAAGGCCGGAAGAAUGCGAGGAAAUCGCUGAAUGAGGUCACCGCUGCGUAGGGAAAAGUGUCAUUCUAUGGAACAGCCCAAACGGGAAUACGGGAUGAGUUCAGCGAUGCGGGAAAGCCAGAUCCAGUUACGAGCACAUAAACAACUAGAUGCGUGUGGAAUGCAACACAGUGUAUUGCUUGUGUUACCUCCAAAAGCGACGCUAGCCCUUAGUUGG